GGUUCUUCCUAUUUAGGUCUGGACCCCUGUUGGUAAACUGCAAAUAUGUAUCGUUAAAAGUUGGGUAGGGUUCUCGCGAUCCGAUCUGUAUCAUCUCAUCUCUCUUUAAACAGCUGCCUGAAUUACAUGGCUUAAUUAUGCAUCAUAUUCAUAGUAUUGUUGUAUACUAUAUGAACGUCCCACAGCAAAUGAUUAAAGUUAUGGUAGUUAAUAACAGCAAUGGGAAUUUCCAUUUAUAAAAAUUUAUGUUGGCUUUAUGAACUGAUCUUUAGGAAUUGAUACGCAAAACUUUUCAGAAUUGUAAAUUAGGAAGACUUUCCCUUCCUUGAGCAGGUUUGAUGAACAGAUGAGUGUUUUGGUCCCCAAGAUAAAGUAAUUAUCCAAAAACUCCCAUUAAAAUCUAAAGAAUACUCUCAAUCAAGGUAUAUUUAGUGCGACUGUAACUCAUUCUGAGCCUUUUUCAUAUCCCGUUCCUUCUCUGAAGGAAUGUAUGAGAAUGUGAUGUGUUUUUGUAUUUUCAUGUGUAAUGUUAGCAACAUUAGCAUUUAGCCCUGGUUGGGUUACCAUUAUUUCCUUGUCUGUGAUGCAAUUGGUAAAAAGUUAGACCAGCUGAAAAUCUUAGCAAUUUCCUUUAGGUGGGUCCCUGAUUGGUGGAAUAGAGACGAAAGUAGAGCUAGCAAGGCAUGGGGAUAGCGAGGAGGGCUAAUGUUGGCAUGGGGAUAGCGAGGAGGGCUAAUGUUGGCAUGGGGAUAGCGAGGAGGGCUAAUGUUGGCAUGGGGAUAGCGAGGAGGGCUAAUGUUGACAUUGGGAUAGCGAGGAGGGCUAAUGUUGGCAUUGGGAUAGCGAGGAGGGCUAAUGUUGACAUUGGGAUAGCGAGGAGGGCUAAUGUUGACAUUGGGAUAGCGAGGAGGGCUAAUGUUGGCAUGGGGAUAGCGAGGAGGGCUAAUGUUGGCAUGGGGAUAGCGAGGAGGGCUAAUGUUGGCAUGGGGAUAGCGAGGAGGGCUAAUGUUGACAUUGGGAUAGCGAGGAGGGCUAAUGUUGACAUUGGGAUAGCGAGGAGGGCUAAUGUUGACAUUGGGAUAGCGAGGAGGGCUAAUGUUGACAUUGGGAUAGCGAGGAGGGCUAAUGUUGACAUUGGGAUAGCGAGGAGGGCUAAUGUUGACAUUGGGAUAGCGAGGAGGGCUAAUGUUGACAUUGGGAUAGCGAGGAGGGCUAAUGUUGACAUUGGGAUAGCGAGGAGGGCUAAUGUUGACAUUGGGAUAGCGAGGAGGGCUAAUGUUGACAUUGGGAUAGCGAGGAGGGCUAAUGUUGACAUUGGGAUAGCGAGGAGGGCUAAUGUUGACAUUGGGAUAGCGAGGAGGGCUAAUGUUGACUUUGGGAUAGCGAGGAGGGCUAAUGUUGACUUUGGGAUAGCGAGGAGGGCUAAUGUUGACAUUGGGAUAGCGAGGAGUGCUAAUGUUGACAUUGGGAUAGCGAGGAGGGCUAAUGUUGACAUUGGGAUAGCGAGGAGGGCUAAUGUUGACUUUGGGAUAGCGAGGAGGGCUAAUGUUGGCAUGGGGAUAGCGAGGAGGGCUAAUGUUGGCAUGGGGAUAGCGAGGAGGGCUAAUGUUGACAUUGGGAUAGCGAGGAGGGCUAAUGUUGACUUUGGGAUAGCGAGGAGGGCUAAUGUUGACAUUGGGAUAGCGAGGAGGGCUAAUGUUGGCAUGGGGAUAGCGAGGAGGGCUAAUGUUGGCAUGGGGAUAGCGAGGAGGGCUAAUGUUGGCAUGGGGAUAGCGAGGAGGGCUAAUGUUGGCAUGGGGAUAGCGAGGAGGGCUAAUGUUGACAUUGGGAUAGCGAGGAGGGCUAAUGUUGGCAUGGGGAUAGCGAGGAGGGCUAAUGUUGGCAUGGGGAUAGCGAGGAGGGCUAAUGUUGGCAUGGGGAUAGCGAGGAGGGCUAAUGUUGGCAUGGGGAUAGCAAGGAGGGCUAAUGUUGGCAUGGGGAUAGCAAGGAGGGCACUUUUGCAAGAAUUAUGUUAAUCCAGAGGAACCAAAAUCACAUUUUGAGCAAGGUUUUAGGUUCACGCUGAAAUCCCGGCCAGUCUCACAUACUGUAAUUUCUGGCAGAUUUUAUCUCAACAAAACACAUGAUUAUACAUGAAAAAAAAUUAAAUUGGGGGAUGACUCCUUAAAAAAACCCUCCUACUUUUAGUGUUUGCAGUGUAUUUAUUAUUAAUUUAAACAUCAUGAAAGUCAAUUUAAAAACUUUCAUAAUUUUCAGAUAACUGCUUAUGCAGUAUGGGGCUGAUCUGUAUUCAUUCUGAUCAUGAAUCAGGUGGUAGAAACAGACCAGGGAAGGGAUUGGAUAUCUCUAAUGGUCACAGGAUUAUCUGGUUUCAGAGAGAUGAACAAACACUUUUCAGUAUUAAAAAAAGGAUUAGCAGCACUCAGAGCUGAAUGUGCAGAAAUGGACUUUAUAAAACAUUUGCCUGCAUGGGACGAACAAGAACUUCAAACUUUGAGAAGCAACAUUUAUUGUUGAAAAACUAAGCUCAAAAGCAACAAAUUUAAUAAAUGUCUGUAUUUGAUUGGAUCCAGUAUUAUGUUUUUAAUGCACCUUUCUUCCAUUAUGUUUGAUUACUUUCUGGCCAAAUGUCACCAGAAACGGCUGCUGUACACACAGUAUCCAGUUUCUGUCCCCAGCAGGGGCCCUUAUAAGGUUUAACACUAAAGACUGGCAGAUAAACUGUUAGUGUAAGCUCCGACCACACCAACAGCAGCAGCAAAAAUGUGCGUGGUCGUUCGUUUUUUAAUGCUUGUACAAGUUUAGUUCCGACGCGCUGCUGAAGCAUCGUUACUGCUCUAGCUGCACCAUUGAAAAGUGGGUCUGAUGCGUGUUGGGCGGAGCUACCCUAUCUUUCUUUGCCUGUAACAAUGGCUGUGAUCAGUGGGUAAAAAGUAGUUUUAAUGGGUUUUUAAGUGAGAAACUGAAAACUUUAUCUGAGCAGUCAGUCAGGGGAGUGAUCAUAGCACUCUGCAUCAACAGUGCUGUGUCUGACUCCCUGCCAGCUCCCAGAUCAGCUUCUCUGAUUGGUUGAUGCGGAGCGAGCAGUUUAAGUUCGAUUUUUCAACUCUGCUGCUUCUGACUGCUAACUGAUUAGACCUUUGUGUCUGAUCUGUUAGAUCUAAGAAUCCAGAGCCGCCAGUGUCUCUUUGGUUCAGCGUCUCUUAAUAUUGAACCAGGAA
Messenger RNA from Cyprinodon tularosa, 3221 nucleotides. RefSeq lists its product as uncharacterized. The coding region runs from base 684 to 2015 and encodes 443 amino acids. Lineage: Eukaryota; Metazoa; Chordata; Actinopteri; Cyprinodontiformes; Cyprinodontidae. The record is from RefSeq and is a predicted model, not a curated record. The transcript has 2 exons.